Messenger RNA from Anthonomus grandis grandis, 900 nucleotides. RefSeq lists its product as uncharacterized. The transcript has 4 exons. The record is from RefSeq and is a predicted model, not a curated record. Gene Ontology annotation, cellular component: plasma membrane. Gene Ontology annotation, biological process: copper ion transmembrane transport; intracellular copper ion homeostasis. Lineage: Eukaryota; Metazoa; Arthropoda; Insecta; Coleoptera; Curculionidae. Bases 258 to 818 code for a protein of 186 amino acids. Gene Ontology annotation, molecular function: copper ion transmembrane transporter activity.
GAAAUAGAACUUCCUUCAUAUAGUACAUCCCACCUAGAAUCCAGCAAACUUUCAAUCACAAAAAAAAUCAUUUUAUAAACUGACUGUCAAAAGUGUCAAAUUCGAAUUGUAAUCAGCUGACCCUCAAAUGCGAUAACAGCUGUUUUAUCUGCCAAAUUACUUUCAAAACAAUAAUGAAAAAGGCUGGUUUGUGAUAACAAAUUUUUACAUUUUAUAAUGGAAAACACUUAGUGAUUAAUAACAGAGCAAUACACAGUAUGAACCAUCAGUCGUUCUUUUUUGGUUCCAACUUGGGCACCUUUUUGAUAAAGGGUAUAGAAGUGAAAUCCACAAGGGCCUUAAUAGGUGUGUGUGUCUUUGUGGGCUGUAUGUCUUUUGUUUUUGAAUUUCUUAGGUAUUUGCAGACCAAGAGCAAACAAAGAGAGCUAAAAAUAAGAGCAAAACAAUUAAAGCAACUAUGUCCAACAGAAAGUGCUUCAUUAUUGAGACAAACCAUAACCAAUCCUCGGAAUCCAUUUAAUAUAACAUUAUUUGAUAGAUUUCUUGUAUUUGGAACAGAAGUCUCUCUAUGGCUACUUCUUCAGAAUCUCGGCUACAUAAUAAUGCUGUCUGUAAUGAUGUAUGAUGCCUGGCUACUCAUUUCCGCCGUGUUCGGUGGAGGACUAGGAUAUUUUAUAUUUGGACACAAAUUUAUGCAGAUUAAUCUGGAAAAUUGCCAAAUUAUUAGGGAAACUUAUUGUACCCAAAUAUGUGGGGAAACAGAAAAAGCCACUAUAGGCAGUCCUGGUACCUCCCAAAAAUAUGAUGUCCUGUUCUAAAACCCUUCCCAGUAUCCUGCUCCCCUAAAAUUUGUUUGAUUGCCAUGUUAUUCCUAAUUUUAUUAAUAAAUAAAAGAUGAGA